Molecule: messenger RNA, 2714 nt
Organism: Melitaea cinxia (Glanville fritillary)
Lineage: Eukaryota; Metazoa; Arthropoda; Insecta; Lepidoptera; Nymphalidae
Product: putative endoplasmic reticulum metallopeptidase 1-A
Exons: 18
Coding region: 72-2669 (865 amino acids)
Biological process (GO): proteolysis
Molecular function (GO): metalloexopeptidase activity
Source: RefSeq, a predicted model, not a curated record
GGGGACAGAAAAUUUAAAAAAACACCUCACGUAAUUUAUGGAAAAGUCUCUAAAGAAGUCUCACUUCAAAAAUGCCUUCUCAUCACACAGUGCCGAGUCCAUAUAUAAUAUUAUUGUUUGUCUUCUAUCUUCUGCUUUUGUUCUUAACUAAAGCGAUUGAAGACGAUCUGCCGAGUGUUGUUCAGGAAAAGGAUAUAUCAAAGGAUGAUUCUAAUACAUUUAGUGAGGCAACCGCCAGGAAAUACCUCCAUCGUAUACUUGGUGAUAAGCCUAGAGUGGCGGGAACUGAGUACCAUCUUGAAAAAACGAAAGAUAUAAAAGACAUGGUUGAUGAAAUUGCGAGUAAAGCCAAUUUGCCGGUUAGAACUGAUUGGCAGUUUGCUUCUGGCGACUACUGGCUGGCAUUCAAUUCGCCUCACGUGAACAUAUACCAUAACAUAUCCAACAUUAUCGCAGUACUGGAGGGCGACAGCGGCUUUCCCAACGGAACCAUUGGGACCUCCCUGCUUGUCAACUGCCAUUAUGACUCAGUACCAUUUGCUAUGGGAGCCUCAGAUAACGGAGUAUUCUGUUCAGCGAUGGCAGAAAUAUUAUCAAAGUUGUCUAGAAGGAAAGAAAAACUCAAACACAAUGUCGUUUUUCUAUUUAAUGGCGCUGAAGAAAGUCCGUUAAUGGCCAGUCACGGUUUCCUUCAACACCCGUGGUCUAAGGGAGUUAUGAACGUCAUUAAUUUAGAUUCAGCCGGCAUGAACGGGAAACCAAGUCUCUUUCAGGUGACAGACCCUCGUGUCCUAGAGAUGUACAAGAAAUCAGCUCGGAGACCAAACGCUCAAGGUGUGGGUGAAGUACUCUUUGCUUCGGGGAUCAUACCCUCGGACACGGAUUUUAGGAUUUUCAGGGACUUCGGUGCUAUAAAUGGUGUGGACAUAGCGUUCAUAAAGGGCGGUAACGUGUAUCACACUAGGAACGACAAAGCCGAUUUCAUACAAGAGGGGGUCAUACAAAACGCUGGGGAUAUGCUAUUGGGGCUGAUAAGAGAACUGGCUGAUAGUGAUAUAUUGGAGACUAAGGAGCCACAAUCAACGUUUGUCUACUAUGACUACAUAGGAUUGUUUCUGGUGACAUAUUCCAGAAAUACCGCCCUUAUUGUAGAUGUGCUUGUCGGAAUUUUGGGCGUGUCAAGCGUCUUGUAUUUCCUGUGGAUGUUUGGGCUCAGGAGGUCAUCGGUAAUGGGUCUACUGUGGUCUACAAUGGGGAGAUUAUUCACAGUGACUGCCGGUCUGCUGGUAGUCCUAUUCCUCACUUCCAUCAUGAUCCUCACCACCACACAGAUGAGAUACCUGUCGGCUCAGUGGAUGGUGCUGCCGCUGUACGUCCUCCCACACCUCGUGACCGCGGUCUACGCGGUUAAAAAUUAUGUUACGACUUGUUCUCAGGCCAAUCUAAGCCGUUCUAUCCGAACGUCCCAAGCUAUGUCGGCCACGCGGCUUCUGCUGUCUGUCUCACUACUAGCGCUGUGUUGUGUCCCGGCCCUGGCUAAUAUUCGCUACAUAAUCACAGUACCUCUUCUAUCGAUGUCGGUUACAAGUUUUAUCUCUGUAACUCUCGUGAGAUACGGCAACAUGAAAGCAUGGCAACACUUGCUGCUAGAGGUGGUGCUGGCGACACCGGCCGCUAUGUUCGGUCUGUCUCUUUCUCUCCGCCUGAUACCGUUUCUGAUACCUAUAAUGGGUCGCUCAGCUGCUGACAACCCGGACUAUGUCAUCGCUAUCGUGACUACUGGGCUGACCAUUGUGACCUUUUGUGUGGUGUCGGGAAUCGAACUGCUGUUCUCUCGGCGUCGCCUGCGGGCUGUGCUGGGCGGUGUGUUCGUCUCGUCCGCUGUGUUCAUGGCGAUACCUCUCAACCCCUACAGUGGACUGACCACUCAGAGGCAUUACUGGUUUCAUACACAAGUAACCACGUACAACGCAAACCAAACGCCAACAGAAAGUGUGUCGGGCGUCCUCAUAACAAGACCGGAUCUCUAUUCCGUACCACACGCACUAAAAGCCAUCAAAGACAGUCCGUAUUACGAGAAAGACGGUCGACUGAACAAUGAAAGUCUGAUAAUAAAAGACAGCGACUUGACCGUCAUAACUCUAGAGAAAUGUGCGACGAGACUUUAUUGCGACAUGCCGCUGUACAGGACGCGGUUCGAGAAAUAUAAUAUAAACAGUCUGUUUGUGAGGAUGUCACCUCCGGAACAGUUCGAGCACUCCUUGAAGUUAGUCAACAAGACUUGUACUGACGACACUUGUGUGUUGAACUUCGUGACUAAGAGCCCCGGCUACGAGUCCCUGGCGGUCAGUCCGCGGCCGGCAGUGGGCCUGGCCAACUGGUCGCUAUCAGCGCCGCUACAGGAGACGGCCUGGCUGGAUGGACGGCCGGUGUUCGUGUUCGUACGGGCGGUCGGUUCAUACAGCGAACGUGUGGAUCCUCUGGAGUUUAGCUUGACGUUCUCCAAGGCCCGCGCCCACUCCGCCGCGCUCGCGGACGUGACCCACCACGCCCACCGCGUGCAUCACCCGCCACACUUCACCGACCACUACAAGGCGCUACUCGCCGCCAUGCCCGAAUACUUCAACGUAGCCACGUUCCUCAGUUUUAGGGACAAUUAUGUGUUUUAAUUUUGAAUUCAAACUAAAAAACUGUUUAUAAGGACACAAGAAUGG